UUGGGGUGUGCGGAGGCGGGAGCGCCGCGGGGCCGCUCUGGGCCGUGAGGGGAGCCCGGACCCGGCUCCGUUCGGGGAGCUCCCGGUGCUCGCAGGGACCGGCUCCGCCUCCGCUGGGCCGCCCGGGUGCUCUCCGGGACUCGCUAAUUCCGCAGGGACCACUCCGGUCUCUCUGAGCUGCCGGCUGCCCUCAGGGACCGGCCCGGCUCACUGAGCCCCCGGUGCCCUCAGGGCCCGGUUCCAGCCCCGCUGAGCCCUCGGUGCCCUCAGGGCCCGGUUCCAGUCCCGCGGAGCCCUCGGUACCCGGCAUGGGGCUGCUGACCCAGCUGGUCCGCGGGCUGGUGCGCGGUGCCGACCGCCUGUCGCCGUUCACCAGCAAGCGCGGCCCGCGGAGCCACAACAAGGGCCGCGGUGCCAAGAAGCUGGGCGUGCUCACCCGCAACAAGAAGUUCCUCCUCGUCAAGGAGAUGGUGCCCGAGUUCGUCGUGCCCGACCUGACGGGCUUCAAGCUGCGGCCCUACGUGUCGUACCGCGCCCCCGAGGGCUCCGAGCCGCCCAUGACGGCCAAGCAGCUCUUUGACCAGCUGGUGGCUCCGCGCAUCGAGAAGGACGUGAAGGACGGCACGUUCGACCCCAACAACCUGGAGAAGUACGGCUUCGAGCCCACGCAGGAGGGCAAGCUCUUCCAGCUCUUCCCCAAGAACUACGUGCGGUAGGGAGCGGGCGGAGAUAGCGCCGGGCAACGCGGGACAGGAUCCCUCGCUGAACAGCAAAGCAAAUCCUUCUGCCGUGUUCUUCUGUGAUACCUGAUUGAAAUCUGCGGUGUGACUGGUGAUGCUCUGCGAGACAGCUGUGCCUGGUGAACAGAGCCCUCCCUGGGGUUCCGAGGAUGAGGAAUCCAUGGCGUUUCUAAAUAAAAAGUACUGCAAAGUUGAAGAAUUAAACUUUACAAAUUAAAUUAAGACUGAAACGUUCGCUCUGGGAGAAAGGAAGAUGAGUGGAUGGUCUGUGAGGGCUGUAAUAAGGGCUGACAGAUGAGUCCUUAGGGUGGUGUGGGGGGUUCAAACCCCACAUUUUGGGGCUGGGCAGGGCUGUGAUGGAGUGGGGGUGCUGCAGCCCCAGUGACACAAGGAUGAGCCACAGUGGGCUGGCUGGGGAUGGGGAAGGCUUUCUAACAGCUUUUCUAACUGAGCUCUGCUUUGUUCCCCUCCUGCGGAGCUGAUCAGAACCAGUCCCACACACGUGGCUGUUACUGCCUCCGUGGCCUUUCAGCCCUUCCCUUGGGAGCCUUGGCAGGUGCCUGGAGGGGGAUGCAGGGCUGGAGAGCAGGAAAUCCUCUGCCCUUCGCUGCCAUUUCCAGCGUGCUCUGCACCCCCUCAUUUCCCUCACAGCCCAUGGAAGGAGCUCGCAGCUGGAUCCUCAUUGCUCUGAGCAAAGCCAGGCCUGGCCCAAAGCCCAAACCGGGCUGGUCCCAGUGGGUGUCACCCUCCAGCCUCGCUGCCCUGGGGCUGUUCCUGCUCUGCCAGGGCAAUAAAAGCCAUUACAACCUUUCAGACAGACACAGGGACACACCCUCGGCUUUCCCAGGAAACUGGCUGGUCCGCUCUGCCUCCCAAAGAAUAUCCACCCCUGGAGCCCCAGGUGGCCCAGGCCAGGGCAGGAGCUCCUCACAAGGACUGCCAAGUAACUUGAUUUUUAAAACUCAACCAAAACAAGAUCAAUUGCUUAUAUCGGCUUUAUUUUAGAAACAUCCAAAAAUAGCAUGUUUGUUUUUUUCUUUAGCAAAAGCUCUUGUUUUCAUUACUAAUAUGAAUCUUCAUGUAGCAGUGCUCCAGAAUGUUUGCUAAAAUACACAUUCACCCUUGAGAAGGGGGUUACAAAGCAGCAAUGUUCUCAUCUGCUGCAGCACUGUUACACAGAGACCUGUUGCUGGUGUUUCUUUCCCUCCACACAACUCAUUCUUUAGGACCCUCAAAGACAAACCGUGCAAGCUAAAGGUUACUGAUCUAGUUUAAGCUGGUCUUUUGUUUCUAGGAGUAGAGAAAUGUUCCAGAAAGGGUUUUGCUGAUGUUUCACAGUGAAAAAAGAGAGCUGAUGGAGCAACCAUGAGAAAUCCUGCAGCCAUUCCUGGAGGUAGUUAGGGCAAUGCUGUUAAGAUUUUGGUUUCUGUACUUACUUUAAAUUUAAAAAGAUGUCAAGAAACA
Molecule: messenger RNA, 2204 nt
Organism: Melospiza georgiana
Lineage: Eukaryota; Metazoa; Chordata; Aves; Passeriformes; Passerellidae
Gene: MRPL41
Product: mitochondrial ribosomal protein L41
Exons: 1
Coding region: 309-716 (135 amino acids)
Biological process (GO): translation
Cellular component (GO): mitochondrial large ribosomal subunit
Molecular function (GO): structural constituent of ribosome
Source: RefSeq, a predicted model, not a curated record